Messenger RNA from Thermothielavioides terrestris NRRL 8126, 998 nucleotides. RefSeq lists its product as uncharacterized. The record is from RefSeq and is a predicted model, not a curated record. Bases 39 to 854 code for a protein of 271 amino acids. The transcript has 3 exons. Lineage: Eukaryota; Fungi; Ascomycota; Sordariomycetes; Sordariales; Chaetomiaceae.
CAGCGAUCCAAAACAGCAACCCCUCAGACCUCAUCGUCAUGGACAGCAACUACCUCGACCGCGUCACGGCCCGGCGUGCUUUGAUAGCCGAGCACACUUCCGCAGUCCACGGCGCCAUCCCGUCGGGCCACGCUCCCGUCGCCGAGCUCUACUCCUACCUCCUUGGCACCUAUCUCCCUGCCAGAUACCCUACCAUGUUCGAGCUCAUCACGAGCACAGACACCGCGACCGCCACCACCACCACGGUCUUCCGCAACAAAGUGACCCACGUCGACUCGCCUCUGCACCCGCCCCCCCGGGACCCGCUCGAGAUGCUGCGCCUCCUCGGCGAGACAGUCGAGGACGACAUGUUCCUGCUGCUGCGCGAUGGCGACGAGCACCGUGCCGUGGCCUUCGUCUGCUGCCACCCGUCCGGUUUCGCGCCCGCCGCCAAGCUGGGCAGGCGCCUCGCUGAGAUCCACGCACCGGUGCCAGCGUACGAGAAGAUUGGGCCCAGCAUGGAGCGGUACUUUAGACGGCUAGAGUGGGCGAUCCAGACGCAUUCGCAGCUCUAUGCGCCUAAUGGGAACCAUGUCCUUGAUGAGGAUGUUGUCGAGGAAGAGGCGAGCAUAGAUGUCCAAGAGGCUAGGUUCCGAGUUGAGCAGCAGACUCUGACGCGGCUCCCUGAAACCGGAGCAAUCCUCUUUAGCUUCAAGACGCUUCUAUACCCGCUUGCUGACAUCAAGGCCGAAGGCCUGGGCCCACAGCUUGCCAAUGCCAUUGAGGGACUCAAAGCCGGGAACGCGCCAGGCAUGUGGGUGUACAAGGGCGGUGUCAGAUGGGGUAGGGCCAUGUGUAAGUAUCUAAGAGCAUAACCGCUCUAAGAAAGAAGAGUAUUUUAUAGGCUCUUAGAGAGCUUCCCUAUCUUUGAGUUAAAUUAAGCUAUAGGCUCCACCCCUAGUGGUGCCCUUCUGUCAAUUUCUUUAAGUUUCAGCCUUGCGACUAUACUCCCCUAGGAG